UUGCGAGUCAGCACGUUGUGGUUAAGCCAACCUCACCGAAAGUGAGUGAUGCGGUUUGGGAUGAGCGUAGAUAGCGUUACGCUGUGUGAGCAAACUAAAACUUUAGCAUAAAUUUUUUUUUUUACAAGUCCAGAUACAUUUUUAAUGGUUAGCAUGUUGCCUUCUUCUAGCAGGGUCAAACUCAACCGAGUCGCGCUAAAGGACUUCAUGGGAGUCAAGCUAGUGCCGCAGAGGCGACCUCCCAAACCUGAGAUUAAAGGAGCCGCCGAGUCAACAAAACAGGAGAAAAACUUGGUUUCUGAGUUCUUAUCAAAGGAAGACGCUGCCAUGGGCUCCGACGACAGCAACGAACCAUUUAAGACUCUUUUAAUCCACCAAAAGGAAGCAGAAAACGGGAAGGACGCGGUCUGUGACGGUCUCUUGGUUGGCGGAAGGCUGGAGCAGAAAGCCACAAGGAGCGAGCUUCACUUUAGCACAGGAGAUGAAAUGCAGCGUAAACAAAGCGGACCGACCACCAGAGGCAAGUAUGAACGGAGCAAACCAAACACUAGAAGCAGCGACAUGUCGGAGAAGCAGAAGAGGCUGUGCAAAAUCGGGUUGAAAUGUAGUUGGUGCCGAUUCUGUGCGGAUUCGGAGGUCCGCCGCAGGGUCAGACCGAGGGUCAGAAUGCCCACCACAUCCUGCCGGAUGAUGCGGACAGUCGCAAGAAAGACCCCUGAAGCCGGGGUUAAGUCUGGCUGUUUUAGAGCAGGGAAAACUGGUGUUGUAGCAGACAGAGAUGGACUGAACUCAGCAGGGGAGUCCACAGGCGGCACACCACAGCCGGAGCCCGCCGCUUCUCAGUCCGGAACACCGUCAGAACUCGGCCCAACAUCAAACAUUAAUAGAAAUGUCGACCCAAAUUCGAAUGGACUUGAUGCUUCAGGAGACUUUUCAAGAAGUUCUGUUGAAGGCUGCACUUGUGUCAUCUGUGGGAGUAAUAACUACACCUCACCUCAGAAGAAGAACCUGGGUAAGCAAAGGCCUAAGAGUUCUAACACGGGGUUCAAUCCACCUGCUGCUGAAUUAAAUGUGACGAGAGAAACCAGAAUCCUUGAGACGCCCAAAGAGAUCAAUGCUAAUGAGGACCUUCCUAAAGUAAUGCUCUGUGAUGUAGCCAAAAAAUGUGAUCCACGCUGUCACAAGUGUGGCUACAGGUUGCCAGACACUCUCAAGUCCAAAGUUGUGCAUUGCUUCAAACAGGAUAUGAAAGCUGGACUUCAGAUUUGGUCCCGUUGUUCAGGGCAUAACAAGCUUAAAAAUCAAAAACGCCGCUCUAAUGUUCUGAACAAUGAGAGCAUCAGUCAAACUGUGACUGGACACCAAAAACACCCUAAAGUCACAGACUCUGAGGCCUCACAACCUUCAGGUCCUGCUGAGCUUUUCCAUGGCGGCUGGACAGAGGAAGACUCUGAGACUAGUUCAGCUGCUGUAGGAGAUCAUCAGACUGACAAUAGGACUAAUAUGUUUGUAGAGGAGGACACGCUUCACAGAGACAAAAGAAUAAAGCUUGGGGAUAGUGUUGGGUCCACCAGUACUGCCGGUUCAGCUUUGGAAGAAAACUGUAGCAUCACAAACUCUUGUGAUCCAGAAGGAGAAUUGGUAGAAGCUGAAACCUCAUCAGAUGCGUCCUCUGAGAAUCAUGAAACAGGUGACCCAGAGUCAUUUACCUGCCAGAGAGUAAAGCCCUACGUGAGGAAAAUAUUGUGUGCUCGCACGUACAUGCCUUGGCCUUUUUUGAAACCAGCAUGCUCAGCUCAGGGUUUUACCACAGCGUCCACAUCGGGACCGGUUUGUUCCUCUGCAACAGAGAAAUCUGCAACAAAUAAUCAAAAUCAGGCAUCCACAAAACAAGGAAUCACCCUCCAAGAUCCAUCCUCAGAGGAGCAAAAUGAUAAUGGGAACAGCUUUAAUAAUUGGUCUUCAUACUCGUAUAAAGCAAACACGGACGUGUCCACGCGAUCUGAAACUUUUCUACCCAGUCCUCAGUUGGAUUCAGUUUUAUGCCCCAUAUCAGGUUUACCUAAAAAUGCGCCUGCUGUUGAUCCAGUGCCCACUUCACCUUUUCCAAUAAAUUCAACUGAAAUAGACACAUGUACCCCUUCCCCUUCAGCACUUGGCCUGAGUGACUGGGAGACCACCGAAACGUUUUCUCCUCUGUCAGAUGUGUCCACACACAGUGCUUCAAGCAGCACGUCAGGAAUUCCACGCUCUCUCCCGCCCUCGAUAGGCCCACUGGAGAAGGUCAGGGAGCUGCAAACUGUGGACAAACUGCUGCUCUGUAAAGACACCAAGCUAACUGCCACUACUUCUUUAUCCCCCAUGUCUUCAUCCAACUCCUCUCAUUCAUACAUCUCCCCCUCCCUCCUCCAUCAGUACGAACUCAGGAAGGAGGUGUGUUACACAGAUAGGAGUCCACCCAAACUGAAACCAUACUUCACACGUCCUGUUAAAGACGCGUGUUCAGUGCUGUGUGGCCUUAAUAAUGAUCAUUGUGUGGAGGUGGGCUCUUGUGAGUUUAGGCUUCCACCUGUCCUCUCUCCGAUCACCUCACCACAGUGGAGGAGGAGUCUCUCAUGCCAGAGCUCAACUGCAUCAGAAGACGAGGAGGUGUUUGACACAGAUGCUAACAGAGCAGCAAAAUCCCCUGAACCUCACGUAGUGCAAAUGGUUAAUAGCAGCAAUGAAAACACAGAGGAUUUCCUCCAACGCAUCCCAGAAGAAAUGGAGGUAAUUUCAUCAAGUUUCAGAGCUCUGACAGAUGAAACCAAAGGAAAACCUCAGUCUUCUUCAAAUGAUGAUAAAAAUGUGAGCGAACAAAAGGAAGAGGGCAGCCUCCAUUAUUCUGAUCAUGAAGAUAAAAUUGAAGAGGGCAGCAAAAGUUCAGAACAAUGUUCCCCGGAGCCUAAAAUGAAGACAACCCAUGGCUCAGGUGUUCAGACUGAGCCCUGCUCUUCCCUCAGCAGUAACGAAGAGGACUGUGAGUCCUUCAGGGAUGAGGAGGAGCAGCAUUCUGCUGGAGAGGAAGGGUGUUUUUCCAAACAAACAUUCAGGGAAAUCCAGGGAACUGAACCAGAUGGUGACUGUCAGUUGAACGUUUUGGAUGAGCUCACGGCUUACGAACAGGACAUCCUGCUUGUGGAAGUCACGCAGGACGAUCCGGAGCUGUUUCAAAACCUGCCAAAGCAGAGCCUGCUGAAAUUGGGUCCAGUCAGACGAGCCGUGGAUCCCAUAAUAAACACCUUUAAAAAAGUCACGUUCUCUCCAAGGAUUGAUGGAUCAUCUUCAGAGCUCGAGCAAAAAAUAACACCUGUUCUGAGACAUUUUGCUGAUGUCAGUCCAGAUAUCUCAGAGGAGAGUGAGAGCAGGCCGUGGAGACCUCGAUCUAGCACCACCCUUACCAAAAUACAAAACACAUUCCCUGCCGCAUACAAGCAAACCAGACACGUGGAUCACUCUGAUGCCAACAACAGUCAGGUAGAUGGUGGUCUGGAAAGGGCUCAUCCCAUCCUGAACAUGAACUCCCACAUCUCCCCACAGACGUCUUCAGCCUCUGGACUGUGGCUCUCAAACUCCGCAAAAGUGGCAGACGGGCACCAGAAAAUUAACAGUUACUGCAGACUGUACUUCAGUGAAUCACAUCUCUGUGACUACAAGACCUGUCGCUUCCACCAUCUACCGUUGAAGGGGCACGAGAAGUUCUGUAUUGAACAAGUGACCAAAUUCACCAAGAUCCCAGUGUGCCUGAAGAAAGCUGGAGAUAUUUUCACAGGAUACUACCAGAGCAGCCCACCUGGAAUGUACUUCUCUGUGCAGAUUUUUCUGUCCCUCCUGUGGGCUCUGCUCAGAGCUGGCAUGGUGCUGGAGGUCUUCUCAGUCCUCAGCGUCAGCGUGGCCCACGGCAAAGUGCCUGACCACGAGUUCCUGCUGGCUCUCUUUGACUUUGUGAGAGAUAAGAAUUUGAAGGGCUUCUUACCCAAACUGAUGGAUCUCACAAAAAAGAUGGCCAAAGCUGGUUUGGAGCUGAAUGUGGAUUGCCUGGAGGGUGUUAAAAACUUUCCCCUGUUUCAGCACAACGUUCAUCCAAACUCAUCUGUUUCCGUGUCGGGCAGCCACAGCACACAAAUACCAAAGUACCUGAAUUUAACUCACGCUCUUGUUGAAAUAGGGCUCUGUACCAAGCAAGAGGACUGGAAGCGGAUGGGAGAGGUCUUUAGGACCUUGUGUCACUUCACCCUACACCCUAACCAGGUGGAGCGCCUCAGUGGUUGUGUUGCCAUCGGGCUCCUGUCUGAGAGCAAAGUCAAGGGCUCUCUGCCUUUUGCCGUCUUUGCUGAAAUAGCCUGUCAGAACGAAGGUGAAGACAGCCUGUUGAAGGCGUUUGUAGGCAGAAUUGGAGUCUCUCUGAUGUUGCGAUACCACAAAACUCACCAGUGGACAAAUGGUCGCAGGGUGGUGGAGGUGAUGUCCUCUUCAAAAGUCAACUACGGAACUCUGAAGGGUUUGUUUGGGAAUGAGGACAGAGCGUCACGCUGCUACCUGGUCACUGUGGCCACAGAGCUGUUCCUCCUGAGCAGCAGUGUGGAGGGGGCUCUGAACACAUUACGAGAAAACGACUGGUUCCUGAGUUCCAGCUCGUGGCCAUGUGAGCCUGCAGAUCUGGAGAGCAGGACUCGUCUUCUUACAUGCCUGGCUGAGAAAACGUCUCACAGGGACACACUGGAGGUGCUCUGUCAUCUUCCUGGAGUUAAAGAGCCUAACGAUUUGAUCGACAUCUCCAGGUACAGUCCUCAGUUUAACUCUCAUUUACAAGUAUGUAUGGAGAAACAGAUACUUCCUGUGGCUGCAGACACAGUGAACUUCAUGCUGUGUAAAAAACUGCCUGUCGACCACUCGGUGCUGCAGACGCUCAUACAUAAACUGGGCAAACAGAACUUCUGGCUGCUGGCGCGGAGGCUCUUCAAACUAUCUCAGAACUUGGGCUACUACCCUGAAAUCUCUGCACCUCCUGGUUUCAUGUCGCUGACUGUACCCUGUCGGCUUGGGGAGGUGGAGCUGGUCCUCGCCUUUGAGAAGUUCAUCACUGUCAACGCGUCGGUCAUUCUCCCUCUCCCAGAAACUAGCACCACUUCUCUCAGCAUCACUCUCAAAAGGACUCAGAGCUGUGAGAGCGAAUACAUCUCAGCAGGUAGUCGUGUUCUUUCUGCAGCCAGGAUCCCUCGGCCCAAACUCACUGUCCAUUACACCACAGUCAACUCCUCACAGGAGCAGGUGUUUACCCUGGAUGUGUCUUCUGCUCGCCGCUGGCUCCAGCACAAUCAUUUAUGGGCCAAUGAGAUCUGGACACUGUGAACCAGGCGUUUUUGUUUUCCUGCUGUUGCCAGUAAACUUUUCAAACGGUCAAACGUUCAACUUCAACUAAGUACAGGAAAAACCGCAGAUGAAAUCAAGACCGAAACAAUAACCGUUUCUGUUGGAUCUAAUCAGUUGUUGCACCACCAGUCAUGUUUUAAGUUGAACAUUUCACCAAAGUGCAUAAAAUCCCCACCAAAGACUGAUGGAAGAAUUUAAUACUUUCUCUGUUUGCAGUUUUAAAGUUUGUUUCGGGUUAGAUUUUAUUUCCUAUUUUUCUUUGUUUAAUUUUAGUUCUGUUCAGGAAAAAAAUCUCUUUGGGUUUUGAAUCCAGUGUAACUUGACGGGGUCAGUGUCACAGUAUUUUGUUAGUUGUAUAUAGAAUUUGAGUGUAAAUAAAUAUAUGAUUAUAUAGGUAUUAUAUUCAUGUUUAGUCUUGGACAGUAUUAUGUUACUGUAUUAUUAACUAUCAAAAUGUUAAUUGGUGUUCAGGUCCUGUAAGUAACAUAUUCUUUGUAAAGUUUUUUAUUAAAAUAUAAAGUU
Messenger RNA from Austrofundulus limnaeus, 5934 nucleotides. It is a transcript of the gene topaz1, whose product is annotated as testis and ovary specific TOPAZ 1. Gene Ontology annotation, biological process: spermatocyte division. The transcript has 20 exons. The record is from RefSeq and is a predicted model, not a curated record. Lineage: Eukaryota; Metazoa; Chordata; Actinopteri; Cyprinodontiformes; Rivulidae. The coding region runs from base 145 to 5391 and encodes 1748 amino acids.